UUUGUGCCAAAGCGUUCUGCCAAGAGUAUACACCAACGACGAUGAACGCAGAAAUUCUUCAAUUAAAACAUUAAUAUAUCCAAACAUUUUCAUUUUGGUCAGCACACGUUACAACGAAAGAGCCAUCAAUAAGAACAUACUUUCUACUAAUGCGAGAAGAUUUGAAUCAUACUGAUGCAAACAUGGUAAUACAGACUGAAAUGGAUUGUGAUGAUAUGGGUAAAGCAUGUACUAUUUGCGGUGAUGGUUGUCCGGGAUUUUCGAUGCAUUAUUGGAGAAAAAUUUGCAGUCAUUGUAAAUGUCCCAAAGAGAUGCACAAUUUAUUUCUUAAUGAUAUGAACCAUCUACGAACAAGUCAGUUCAUGUUAGAGAUCAAUCGUAACAGUUUCGUUAGUGAUGACGAUAGUGGAUGUGCUCUUGAAGAAUAUUGCUGGGUUCCAGUUGGUUUAACUCCAGAACAGGUCUUUGCAUACAUGAGUGCCUUACCAGAAGAUAAAAUACCAUAUGUGAACAGCCCAGGAGAAAAAUACCGAAAUCGUCAACUAAUUUACCAACUACCAGCACAUGACAGUGAGUCACAAUAUUGCAACAAACUCAGUGAAUCAGAAAAGCGUGAACUGAAGCUAUUCAACUCUCAAAGGAAAAGAGAAGCUUUAGCACGUGGUUUGGUAAAACAGGUCACAUCAGAAGGUCUUUUUUGUGAAGAGUGUGAUGAAGAGGUGUACCAUGGUGAUAUAGCAGUGUUUGCUGGCCGCAUGAAAAACGAUAAAGCUGUAUGGCAUCCUGGUUGUUUUUGUUGUAAUGAUUGCAAGGAAUUAUUGGUAGAUCUGGUUUAUUUCUACAAAGACGAAAUGGUUUAUUGUGGGCGUCACCAUGCUGAGAAAUAUCGACCGCGUUGCAGUGCUUGUGAUGAGCUUAUCUUCGCCAGGGAGUUUACUGAGGCUGAAGGUCGUAGCUGGCACAAGAAGCAUUUUUGUUUUGAAUGUGAAAAGGUUUUGGGAGGACAGAAGUACAUAAUGAAACAAGAUCGACCAUAUUGUUGUUCUUGUUACGAGCAACGUUUUGCUCAAUAUUGUCAUACAUGUGGAGACAUUAUUGGUGUUGAUGAUGACCAGCUUAGUAAAGGUGACUUACAUUGGCAUGCUAAUGACAGAUGUUUCAGUUGUUUUACUUGCGGUAUAUCAUUGGUGGGCAGUCCAUUUAUGCCGAAGGAUGACGAAAUCUACUGUUCAGCCUUAUGUAGUCGUGCAUCACCUCAUGUCCACAUGAAUCCCGAGGUACCGCGAUCCUUACAACAAAAAUUGUUUAAAGAUGACCUUGCUCGUCAACGAGAAAUUACUGGAUUUUCAUCUCAGUUAAGGAAGAUAAAAGAAACAACUUUUGAUGAACAUAACAACGUACGCAGUGAUGUAAAAUUUAUUGAAACAAGUUGUAAACAUUCAACAAAACAGUCAGCUGCCUUUCAAAAGAAAACACGUGAUGAUGACGUAAUACAGGCCAUUCCUGUCGAGGAUGGCGACAGUAAGGAUAGUAAUUAUGGAACAGAAACAUCUUCAGUUCUUGAAGAAGAUAUAGCAAGAAGCAAGUUACUUUCAUCUAGCUAUCACGUGAAUAAAACCUCGCGACGUACACGUGAUCAUGGUUAUGAUACUGACUUUGCAGGAACCGCUUGCGUAUCACGUAAAUCAAGUGAACGAAGUACAGAUCGUGGUUAUGAAACAGACAGUGCUUUACGUGAACGUAAACGUCUCUAUGAAGUAAAACAAAGUCGAUCUAGACAUUCUUCACGAAGUGGUUAUAUGAGUGAUGGUGGACAACAUCGACUUUAUAGGAAUGUCAAUGAAAGAGGAUAUGAUACGGAUGGAACAGAGAAAAGAUAUAGAUCACGUUAUCAUCAUGACUGUCGUGGUUACGAAACUGACACGGGAAAAAUAUCGUACAACAAAAAUAUUGAUCGAGGUUAUGACACAGAUGGAUGUACUAGCAAAUCACAUCGUCAAAGUCGCUCAAGGAAAAAUAAUAAUAAUACACAAACUGUUAUUUAUUAUGACUUGAUCGGUGGUGGACCAAUGAAUGAAGAGUUUGAUCGUAAUGCUCCAUUACAAAUGGUCUAUACAAAAAAUCUCGGGAAAACAAACGGACGCCAUCUAGGUUCAAUGUCAUCACGUAUGUAUAGUAGUGUGCGCGAGACAAGUCAAAAAUCCAAGGCAAAAGAUUAUGAUUCCAACGAUAGUCAUCAUAAAAACUCAUAUUCAAUGGAGAGGCUGGAUUACAGCGUAGGAUCACGUGUGCCUGAUCGUGGACCAAUGAGACGUACGAGUAGAAACAUUAACUCUGAAUCAACGACAAGGGAAAGAAAGAUCUCCAGCAGUAAAAAACCGCUUCCGUGGGAAGAUCCUUUUCGAACCCAGUUCGUUACCCAAAUCUGGCUGAGGCGAACAUGAGAAGAAUCCGUUAUGUGGACGAUGUUGGCUAUUCCCCCGAGCAACGGUUAUUUAAUCCCUCUAAUAACAAGACUGUGAACGUUAACAAAACAGAGAAAAAGAGUAAAUCGAAGAAAGAAUGUCGCGUACAAUAAAAAAUCUAACCCUGUGUAAAUAUUGUAUGAUUAGUUAUAAACGUAUGACUUUGUUUACAUAAUAAUAAUCAUUGUGUUUAGUUUGGUAAUGAUAGAAACAAUUCUACAUAAGAAAAAAAACUUUUUACAGUAUAGCAACUACCAAUUUUAUGAUAUAUUUUUGCUACCGUGGAAAUCCCGUUAGCAGUAAGUAUUCAUUUUAUUUAUAUUUAUGAUGUUGACAAGAUUUACCUUAUAAGGUUUUAGAGCUAGACAAUGGAUAGUGUAUCGUAACUGGAUUAAUUUGACUUGUUUCAGCAUAACUCUAGAUGGUAAAAAAGGCUAUUUUGUCCUUAUCGGCUACAAUAACAUAUAACAUGGUAUGAAAUGAAAUAAAAAACACAUGCUACAAAUAAAUGUAUUUUUGACCUCCCGGAUUCCUCCCCAAGGCAAUUUGUAAGAAUUCUUUUGAUGUUAUUAUGAAGGUUAAAUACCUCGUGUCAGUUUUAUAACACUUUAUCACAUGUUUUAUUGGUUUUAAAUGAUUUGUCAAAAGUUAAAUCCUAUUAAUUGAUGAAUGAUUCUUAGUUCUUAAACUCAAUCAAACGACAUGUCUAAGCGGGUACCAAAUGUGUUAAAAUUUUAAAUCACACAAAAAGAAGGUGAUUUAUAUAACUAUGCAUGCAUAUAAUUGUAUAUCCUGUAGAAAAACAUACAUAUAUGUAAUAGUUAAUAGCAUGUAAAUGAUUUAUAAGUUACGAAGUUUAUGUAUUACAGUUAAUAAAUAUUAAAAUUAAAAAAAUAAAAAA
This is a messenger RNA of Xenia sp. Carnegie-2017, 3366 nucleotides long. Its product is annotated as prickle-like protein 2. Lineage: Eukaryota; Metazoa; Cnidaria; Anthozoa; Malacalcyonacea; Xeniidae. The record is from RefSeq and is a predicted model, not a curated record. Gene Ontology annotation, molecular function: zinc ion binding.